AUGGCACAAGAUGGUUUAAAAGUAAUGUUAACGAACGGCUUUGUAAGUCAUGCAACACCCUCCUUUUUUUAAGGAGCAGAGAUGAAGUUUUUUUGGAAAAGUGAUUAAGAGUUAUUUUCAAUGAUUGGUUUAAAGUUGACUGUUUUUUUCUGACUGUUUCUUUGCAGGUGAGCUACUUCUCAACAUGUGCCUGCCUCAGUGACAGAGCUAAAUAUCCAUCAUUUUUUCGAACAAUUCCCAGCGAUUAUUUCCAGGCCAAAGCUUUAGCAGCUCUGGUUAAACGCUUUGGUUGGCAGUGGAUUGGAGUCAUACACUCAGACAAUGAAUAUGGAUAUAACGGAUACAAGGCUUUUGCCAAUGAGGUUAAAAAACAUGGAGUUUGCAUUGCAUUCGUCAAACCUUUGUUCAACACUUACACUAUGGCUAAAAUUCGAAAUAUUGUCGAAACAAUCAAGCAGUCAACAGUCAAGGUCAUCCUUGCUUUUGUCUCAGAUGCCGACUUUUACCAUUUCAUGCAAGAGGUUGUGAAACAGAACAUUACAGGAAUUCAGUGGAUUGCCAGUGAAGCCUGGAUCACAGCGAUUCAACUCUCAACACCUGAAAUGUACCAAGCUUUUGGUGGUGCUUUGGGGUUUGUGAUGCAGAAGAUGGCGAUUCCAAAACUGAAACCAUUUCUCACAAACAUUAGCCCCUAUACUGAUCCAAGUGCAGCCUUUGUAAAGGAUUUCUGGGGGAUGAUGGUGGGCUGCAGACCUGUUUCACCUGGAGAGCACACAGGCACUGAGACAAUGCAUGAAGUAUGCACAGGCAAUGAGACUUUCAUGGACCUCCAGGAUGUGUUCUUCGAUGUCACUCAGCUCCGAGUGUCUUAUAAUGUCUAUAAAGCAGUUUAUGCUAUUGCUCACGCCCUGCAUCAGCUGGUUUUCUGCCAACCAGUUGGAGGAAAAAUCAUGAAACCAUGUUUGAAUUUAUCGGAUAUUCAGCCCAAGGAGGUGAGAAAUCUUACUAGUAAAAUUUACAAUCUCUUUUUAGUCUUAACAAUAAUAAAUACUGUGCUUCUUUACUCAGGUCACUGAUCACCUACAAAAAGUGAAUUUCAGGAAUCAGUUUGGGGAUGAUGUGUUUUUUGAUGCCAAUGGUGACCCUCCUGCUUCUUAUGAUAUAAUUAACUGGCAGCUGAGAGACGGUCAGGUGCAUUAUGUCACAGUGGGAAAUUUUACUUCUACUGCUGAUGGUGACUAUAAACUCAGCAUCAAUGACAAAGACAUUGUGUGGAGGACAGGGGAAAGGGUAACUUUGAUGGCUUUUUCAUACAUUAGCGAAGUACAGGUACAAAAAAUCUUCUUUUCAUCAGUUUUUGACCUUGUUUUCCCAGAUUCCAACAUCAAUAUGUUCUGCAGAUUGUCCAGUAGGAACAAGAAAAGCUCGAAUCAAAGGAAAACCAAUCUGCUGCUUUGACUGUAUCCUGUGUGCAGAUGGAACAAUAGCCAACUCAACAGGUAUAAAAGGCGUGUUUGUGAAAAUUACAAUUGUACAAAGUUUGGUAUCAUAGUAAAAAUAUCUUCUUUGUAUACCCCUCAUUGUUAAAGGCAAAGCCUUUUUUUGGUCUCUAUUAAAUCCACACAUUUAUUUGUAACUCUUGUAAUUUUUAUGAACAUACACAGAGCUUAAUAUCUCUGUUCAUGUUCAACAGGUGCCACUGACUGCACUCCCUGUCCUCGGGAGUUCUGGUCCAAUGAGAGGAAAGAUGAGUGUAUUCCUAAAACUGUUGAGUUCUUGGCAUAUGCUGAGCCAAUGGGAAUAGUUCUUGCGGUCGUAUCCCUGCUGGGUGCUUCACUGUCUUUGGUCACAAUGAUCGUCUUUAUCUGCUACAGAGAAACUCCUGUCAUAAGGGCCAGCAACUCUGGGCUCAGCUGUUUCCUUUUGUUUUCUCUUUUCUUGUGUUUUCUCUGUCCUCUCACCUUCAUUGGCAGACCCACAGUCUGGACAUGCAUGCUGCGACACACAGCUUUCGGUGUGACCUUUGCUCUUUGUAUUUCCUGUGUCUUAGGUAAAACUAUUGUUGUAGUCACAGCUUUCAGGGCCACCAUCCCUGGCAAGAAAGUUGCAGAAAAGUUUGGACCUGCACAGCAGAGGAUCAUCGUUUGCUCCUGCACUUUGAUUCAGAUAGUCAUAUGUGUGUUGUGGCUCAAAUUAAAGCCACCUUUCCCAGACAUGGUUUUCACAUACAGCAAUAAGAAGAUUGUUCUGGAGUGUAACACAGGCUCUGAGGCUCCGUUUUACUCAGUACUGGGGUACAUUGGGAUCCUCGCAAUACUUUGUUUGGCCCUGGCAUUUCUAGCGAGAAAGCUUCCUGAUAACUUUAAUGAGGCUAAAUUCAUCACCUUCAGCAUGCUGAUAUUCUGUGCUGUCUGGAUCACCUUUAUCCCAGCUUAUGUCAGCUCUCCUGGGAAGUUCACUGUAGCUGUGGAGAUAUUUGCUAUUUUAUCAUCAGCAUUUGGAUUAUUAAUUAGCAUAUUUGCUCCAAAGUGUUACAUCAUAUUGAUAAAGCCGGAGAAAAAUACCAAGAGACAUGUCAUGGGAAAAGUCUGA
Molecule: messenger RNA, 2592 nt
Organism: Xyrichtys novacula (pearly razorfish)
Lineage: Eukaryota; Metazoa; Chordata; Actinopteri; Labriformes; Labridae
Source: the annotation of a GenBank genome assembly